Molecule: messenger RNA, 1973 nt
Organism: Acinonyx jubatus (cheetah)
Lineage: Eukaryota; Metazoa; Chordata; Mammalia; Carnivora; Felidae
Gene: P2RX2
Product: purinergic receptor P2X 2
Exons: 10
Coding region: 51-1610 (519 amino acids)
Biological process (GO): response to ATP; monoatomic cation transmembrane transport
Cellular component (GO): plasma membrane; nuclear inner membrane
Molecular function (GO): purinergic nucleotide receptor activity; extracellularly ATP-gated monoatomic cation channel activity; ATP binding
Source: RefSeq, a predicted model, not a curated record
CCGAGCCCGCAGGGUGCGCCCGCGUCGCGCCCCGGGCGGAGCUCCGGGCCAUGGCGGCCGCCGAGCCCAAGCCCCCCGCGGGGGCGGCCGCGGCCGGGCGCCUGGCCCGAGGCUGCUGGUCCGCGUUCUGGGACUACGAGACACCCAAGGUGAUCGUGGUGAAGAACCGGCGCCUGGGCGUCGUGUACCGCUCGGUGCAGCUCCUCAUCCUGCUCUACUUCGUGUGGUACGUGUUCAUCGUGCAGAAGAGCUACCAGGACAGCGAGACGGGCCCCGAGAGCUCCGUCAUUACCAAGGUCAAGGGCAUCACCUUCUCCGAGCGCAAAGUGUGGGACGUGGAGGAGUACGUGAAGCCCCCCGAGGGAGGCAGCGUGUUCAGCAUCAUCACCAGGAUCGAGGUCACACCCUCGCAGACCCUCGGAACCUGCCCGGAGAGCGUGAGGGUUAGCAACGCCUCCUGUGACACGGACGAGGACUGCGUAGCGGAACAGCUGGACAUGCUGGGAAGCGGCCUGCGGACCGGGCGCUGCGUACCCUACUACCAAGGGUCGGCCAAGACCUGCGAGGUGUGGGGCUGGUGCCCGGUGGAAGACGGGGCGUCGGUCAGCCAAUUUCUCGGCAAGAUGGCUCCGAAUUUCACCAUCCUCAUCAAGAACAGCAUCCACUACCCUAAAUUCCAGUUCUCCAAAGGCAACAUCGAGCACCGGAAGGACGGCUACCUGAGACGCUGCACGUUCGAUGAGGUCUCCGACCCCUACUGUCCCAUUUUCAAGCUGGGCUUCAUUGUGGAACAGGCCGGGGAAAACUUCACGGAGCUCGCACACACGGGUGGUGUCAUCGGGGUCAUUAUCAACUGGGACUGUGACCUGGACCUGUCAGCGUCAAAGUGCAACCCCAAGUAUUCUUUCCGGAGGCUUGACCCCAAGCACGUCCCAGCCUCGUCUGGCUACAACUUCAGGUACCUUGGCCUUGGGACACCUGGGUCCUCAUCUGCCCUGGCUGUGGUGGCUCUAAAAGAACAGGGCAGGUGCUCCAAGGUCCAGGGGAGCUUCCCAUCUUGGGUGAUGGGUGGGCGCCCGCCACCGUGCUCCUCAGGGUCCUGCUGUCCCAGGUUUGCCAAGUAUUACAAGGUAAACGGCAGCGCCACCCGCACGCUCAUCAAGGCCUAUGGGAUCCGCAUCGACGUCAUUGUGCAUGGACAGGCAGGGAAGUUCAGCCUGAUUCCCACCAUCAUUAAUCUGGCCACAGCACUGACCUCCAUCGGGGUGGGCUCCUUCCUGUGUGACUGGAUCUUGCUGACGUUCAUGAACAAAAACAAGGUGUACAGCCAUAAGAAAUUCGACAAGGUGUGCAAACCCAGGCGCUCCUCUGGUAGCUGGCCUGUGACUCUGGCUCUUGUUUUGGGCCAGGCUCCUCCCCCACCCUGUCCCUGCUCUGCAGACCCAGGCCAGUCCCUGGCCGCCCCGCCCCCAUGGCCUUGCCCUGCCUCUGCCCCUUCUGAGCAGAUGGCCGACGCCCCUGAGCAGACUGUGGGACCAGAGUUGUGUGCCUCCGAGCCUUCCCGGCAGGACUCCACACUCACGGACCCCCGAGGUUUGGCCCAGCUCUGAGCCCACCACAUGCCUUCCAUCAUGCUGUGUCCAAGGCGGGCCUGAUGGGGUCCUGAAGUCUGGUCCCGAGACCAAGCCGCCAGCUCCCCUGGGCCCUGCCCAUGCACCUCAACACGCUCUGAGAAGCUGGGAACGAAAAGACCCCCCGCGCAACCGGGCAGUGGGCGGGCACGAAAUGGGUGGCACCGGAUCCUGGCUGGCCCCCCAACGUCCCCGGGGCCUGGAGGAAGGGGUAAACUCCUGCCUCCUCCUCCUCCCUAGCUGACCUCCUCACAAACUUCUCACCCCUCCCCACCCAGACCUUUUGCUUGCUUCAUAGCCAAGAAGUCACAUACCCAGAGUCCAAUAAACCUGUGUCCAGAA